Molecule: messenger RNA, 1892 nt
Organism: Paramisgurnus dabryanus
Lineage: Eukaryota; Metazoa; Chordata; Actinopteri; Cypriniformes; Cobitidae
Gene: cd8b
Product: cd8 beta
Biological process (GO): regulation of immune response
Cellular component (GO): cell surface
Molecular function (GO): MHC class I protein binding; coreceptor activity
Source: RefSeq, a predicted model, not a curated record
AUUCUCUGAUAGGCUGUCAGUAAUUGGUUCAUCAGUGUGGACCCCCGCACUAGGGAUCCUCCUUUCUGUAUGACAAAACAAGAGAGAGGAAAACACACACACAGUUGACAGCUCACACACAAACGGAUAACCAAGAAUGACCGGCUCUUGCGUAUGGAUUUGUCUGUUCGUAUGGACGGCAGUGGCCGCGCAGAACUCCUCCCGAGAGACGUUGACGGUUCUCUACCCCAAAAUCGGUGGCACGGAGUCUCUUAACUGUAAUUGUCCGGAUCACACCUGCCAGGAGGCUUUCUGGUACCGAUACCUUGAGAAGAAUAACAGCCUCCAGUUUCUCCUGUAUUAUAACAGCGCUGGCACCGGAAAACACGGAGAACUUGACAAGGACACGAUGCAGCGCAUCAAGGGCUCCAUGUCCGCAGGAUCGAAAACCAGCUACAGCCUCCGUAUAACUGGAUUUCGGGAAGAUGAAACUGGCAUUUAUUCCUGCAUGUUUAAAACUAAACCUGUCAUUCCUGUUGGAUAUUAUAUUAGGCCUGGAGUGAAUCCUCCAACGCUUCAGCCACCAACGACCAAGCCCAAAAAAAACAAGCAGUCCUGUAAAAUUUGUAGACCCUACACUCCUGAAGGCUGUGUGCGCUCGAUCCUUUGGCCGGGCAUUGGUGCUCUUCUGCUGUUGGCUGUUGCUCUUGCGGGCACACUUUACUACUUCAGUCGUCUGCCUAGGAAGUGCAGACAUCAGUUUGCAAAAACAAAUCAGUUCAGAUGAGGAUGAAGUUUCAAGCACUUUGGCUCCAAAAAAGUUGUGUUCCUUCACUCUUUAAACAAUGUUCCAUUAGCGGAUUAUUAGGGGAUUAUGAUUUUUCCUAAUUUUCAUGAGCGAAAAACAUCGUGGAGAAAUCCAGUUUGAAUUCUGCCAUAGAAAUGUGACCAUAAAUGUGACACUAUAUGGACAACAAACCCAGUCAUAAGGGUCAGUUUAUUGAAAGUUGAACUAUACAUGAAAGUUGAAUUAAUAAUCUUUCCAUUGAUGUUUGGUUUGUUAGGAUAGGACAUUGGCCGAGAUAUAACUGUUUGCAAAAUUGAGAAAAUCGCCUUUAAAGUUUCUCAAAUGAGGUUUUAAUCAAUUGCAUCCACAAACAAAAUUUAAGUUUUGAUAUAUUUAUAGUAGAACAUUUUCAAAAAAUCUUAUUUAUUAUGUAGUAUGUAUUAUGUAACAUGACCUUUACAUAAUAUGCGAAUGCUUUUUGUCAUAAAAGAAAAUCAUUUUGACCCAUACAAUGUAUUGCUACAAGUAUACCUGUUUUACUUAAGACUGGUUUUGUGAUUCAGGGACACAACUACGAGUUUUGAACCCAAAUGCAUUUUUUUUUUUUGUAAACUACCAUUUGCAGUCCACUUGAAUCAAUAAACCACAUACAUAGAAUGUAUUCGAUUCAUUGUCGGGCUGGAUUGAAUUUAAACAGAGCUGAUCCUAUACACUCUUAAAAAUAAAGCUUUCUCUGUCUAUAGGUUCCCUUACCAUCAACAGAAAUUUCCUUUGUAGUGGAUAAGACAAUUAAAAGUUUAGAAAGAAGUUAAAGGUUUCUUUGGGAACAAGAAAUAGUUCUUCACUGGCAUUGCUGUGAAGAAACCUUCACAAAACCUUCAUUUUUAGGAGUGUACUGCUGCAAUUUCCCCAAAACUGAAUCUAUUAUAAUGACUGAUUGAACGCAGCUGUGUUUGUUUCCUACACUCUUAUUUGUCCUUUACGUUCUGUUCUUGAUUUUAAAAGAAUAUAGAUUGCUUAUUGUGCUUUUUCAGAACUAGCACAGCAUGUAAAAUUUGUAAUUGAAUGUACAGUUUUCUCAUUUUACUAUAUUACAUAUGUUUUUGAUAUUUGGUUUAUACUUUGU